This is a messenger RNA of Zophobas morio, 3859 nucleotides long. RefSeq lists its product as uncharacterized. The coding region runs from base 80 to 3859 and encodes 1259 amino acids. Gene Ontology annotation, molecular function: iron ion binding; FAD binding; 2 iron, 2 sulfur cluster binding. The transcript is spliced from 15 exons. Lineage: Eukaryota; Metazoa; Arthropoda; Insecta; Coleoptera; Tenebrionidae. The record is from RefSeq and is a predicted model, not a curated record.
CACAAAGUAACAUAAUGAUGAAUCUCUACUUUGCUAAACAAGUUCUAGUUGUUUAGAAACUGUGUACCUCAACACAACAAUGAAUUUAGAAGACAAGCUUGUGAUUACUAUAAACGGAGUCGACCAUAAAGUCGACAUUUCCGAAAUCAGUAUAGACAAAACUCUGAACACAUUCCUAAGAAGCAAAUUGCAUCUAACUGGUACUAAACGCAUGUGUCUGGAAGGUGGUUGUGGUGCUUGUAUUGUAGUAAUAGAACGCAAGAACAGUUUGACGAAGAAACCAACUCUUCAGGCCGUCAAUUCCUGCUUAGUACCCCUGUUUUUGUGUAACGGGUGGAAAAUCACCACAAUAGAAGGGAUCACUCCAGAACGAGACUAUCACUAUUUGCAAAAAGUUUUGACCCACUUUAAUGGUAGCCAGUGUGGAUUUUGUUCCCCUGGUAUGAUCAUGAACAUGUAUAGCUUAUCCGAAGACAAAAAAAUCACGAUGAAGGAGGUCGAAAACUCAUUUGGUGGAAAUAUUUGUCGAUGUACCGGUUAUAGACCCAUUUUGUCAGCUUUCAAAGCUGUCAGUGAUGACGCAUCACCUGAUCUACGGAAGCAAUGCGUUGAUAUUGAAGAUCUAAAAGUAUGUCGAAAGUCGUGUUCGACACCUUGCAACAACAACAAGAAAUGUCAAAAUCCAAGCUAUUUCAACUUGGGGAAGACCACGUGGAUUAGAGUUUCUUUAAUGAAUGAUUUGCUGCAAGUUUUGAAAACUUUCUACAAUUCGACUUACAUGUUGGUCGCAGGAAACACUAGUGCCGGUGUCUACAAACCAACAACUACGCAACAAGUAUACAUUGAUAUCACCGGUAUCGAAGAACUUACAAGUUACAAAAUCGAAAACGACACUCUCAUACUGGGGGCUAAUUUAUCCCUAACCGACACCAUGCUGAUUUUUGAUAAAAUAGCAAAAGAACACGAAAAGUUUGCUUACUUGAAAAAACUAAGCCACCACAUUGACUUGAUUGCAAACGUUCCUGUAAGAAAUUUAGGAACACUAGCUGGAAAUUUAAUGAUCAAGUACCACCAUCACGAGUUCCAGUCAGACAUAUUUGUAAUGUUGGAAGCUGCAGGGGCAUUGUUGACAAUAGUAGAUGCUGAUGCAAACAAAACCAAAAUCGACUUGAAGGAUCUAUUAAAUUCAACUAUGGAGGGAAAAAUCAUAGAGAAGAUUACCCUUCCAGCGUUAUCCACAAAAUACAAGUUUGGAAGCUACAAGAUAAUGCCAAGGGCUCAAAACGCCCAUGCGCUCGUAAACGCCGGAUUUCUGGUUCAACUAAGCGAGAAAAACAUCGUCCAGUCUGCAAGAAUCGUCUACGGUUCCAUUAACCCCUCUUUUAUUCAUGCUACUAAAGCCGAACAGUUCUUGGUCGGUCGGCAACUUUUUAGAAACGACACAGUACAGGAAGUUUUCGCAAUCCUUGAUAAAGAAAUAGUUCCAGAGAUUGCACCACCUGAACCAUCACCACUUUUUCGAAAACAGCUAGCAAUUUCUUUGUUCUAUAAAUACAUUUUGUCGAUUGCACCUAAAUCUCUCGUCUCUCCCAAAAAUAGAAGUGGUGCUUCUCUCCUCGAAAGACCUUUGACUACCGGUUUUCAAGAUUUCGAAACGAAGGAGUCUAUGUAUCCUGUAUCCAAACCCAUGUCGAAGAAUGAAUCGUUGGCUCAAACUUCCGGACAAGCUGAAUAUAUUAUAGACAUGCCGGAUCUACCUGGACAACUAUUUGGUGCUUUUGUCUUAGCCAAAAUCAAGCCUAUGUCGAUAAUCCGAAAAAUCGACACAACUGAAGCUAUGAAACUAGAAGGAGUUGUUGCCUUCUUCGCCAAAGACGACAUUCCUGGUCAAAACAAUUUCACCCCACUAGAAGCCAAUUCUCUGUUUUUAUCAAUGAAAGAAGAAAUAUUUUGCAGCGGAGAAGUACAGUACUUCAAUCAGCCCGUCGGUCUGAUAGUUGCUACCUCUCAAGAAGUAGCCGAAAAAGCUGCAAACUUAGUAGAGGUGUCGUACAAUACGGGGACCAAACAACCCUUAUUGACUAUCCAAGACGUCAUAAAGUUUGGUAAUGGUCGCAGUAUGACUCUUGAACAAGAAAUCGAACGUAAGACUAAAGGUAGCAGUAGUGCGCACGUCGUCAAAGGCACGUUUGAGUUGUCUUGGCAGUACCACUACCAUAUGGAGACUCAGUGUUGUAAUGUCGUACCAACAGAAGAUGGUCUAACCAUGUACCCUUCCAGUCAAUGGCUCGAUCUUUCCCAAACAGCAGCCGCUACUAUGCUCAACAUUCCAGCAAAUAAGAUCAAUGUUGUCAUACGUCGUCUUGGUGGAGCUUUCGGUGGAAAGAUUUCUCGCAACUCUUUGAUUUCCUGUGCAGCGGCACUUGCAGCUCACAAACUACAGAAACCGGUGAAGAUUUGGUUGCCUUUUGAGACCAAUAUGAAUAUUAUAGGGAAAAGGUACCCCAUCGUGUGUGACUACGAAGUAGGACUUGAUAAUUCGGGAACCAUUCAGUACCUAAAUAACACUCUCUAUUCUGACUACGGAGCUGGGAAAAACGAACCAAACAUUCCACUUCUUUUAGAGAUCUUCAUGGAGAGUUAUAACUCUAGUACUUGGCAUGUUAAAGCAUUUUCCACUAACACCAACACCGUAGCGAACUGCUACAUUCGAGCUCCUGGUAGUUGUGAAGGUCUUGCUAUGAUUGAAGCCAUAAUGGAACACGUGGCUGUGGCUCUUAACAUAGAUCCUACGGAGUUGCGACUCAAGAACAUAAAUAAAGAAAAACACGAACGCUUGACUAAGUUUAUAAAAGAGUUAAACACGUGGGCUGACAUAGACAUCCGCAAACGAGAGAUUAAAAAGUUCAAUGAAGAGAAUAGAUGGAAGAAAAGAGGGCUUGCGGUGGUACCCAUGGUGUUCCCGUUUAUGUUGUUUGGCAGCUACGGUGUCAUAGUUUCCAUCUAUAAGUCCGAUGGUACCGUAUCAAUAGCACACGGAGGCGUUGAAAUGGGUCAGGGGAUCAACACAAAGGCAGCCCAAGUCUGUGCGUACAAACUAGGAAUCCCAGUGGAAAAAGUAACCGUCAAGCCUAGUAAUAAUUUAAUAGCACCGAAUGCCCACAUGGUUGGCGGCAGCGUAACUUCAGAAACUGUUUGUCAUGGCAUAAUCAAAGCGUGUGAUAUUCUUCUGAAACGCAUGGAACCUAUCAAAAAAGAGAUGAAAAACGCAACUUGGGAGGAGCUUGUGUCCCAGUGUUAUUACAAAUACGUGAAUUUAUCAGCCACAUCUGUGGGAAGCCCCACUGAACUUCAAGCCUAUUCCGUCUACGGUGUUUGUGCUUCUGAAAUCGAGUUAGACGUACUAACCGGUCAAUACAUGGUUCAAAGAGUCGACUUAAUGGAAGAUGCUGGUACUAGCAUGAAUGCUAACAUUGACAUGGGUCAAGUUGAAGGUGCUUUUGUCAUGGGUAUGGGUUACUUCACCUCUGAGCUAAUAGUACUCAACGACAAUGGCGAACUUUUGACUAACCGUACAUGGAAUUACAAGCCACCGGGAGCUAAAGAUAUUCCAGUCGAUUUUAGGAUCAAGUUUCCCAAGAACACGCCCAAUAAUGUUGGAGUUUUAAAUUCGAAAGCUAUUGGAGAACCGCCGUUGUGUUUAGCUGCUUCGAUCCCUCUCGCUAUAAGAAAUGCAGUCGCGUCUGUCAGAAUGGACGUAGACGAGGCAAACCAGAAGUGGUAUCCUUUCUGUGGACCCUCAACAGUCGAAAAUGUAUACAUGAAUUGUUUACAUAAUUUUAAGCUCUAUAAUCUCUAA